AUGGGGGAGGCCAUGGGCAUGCAUAAUGUUGCCCAGCCCGUCCAGCAUGAGCCGAUACGUACACCAUCUUCGUCGUCGCCAGCGAAGCGUCUCCAGUCUUUCAGUAGCGGUGCCGUAAUUUAUAGCCCUAUGGUGAUGCAGUCGACAACGCAUGGCACAACGGCUACUUCUGCGUCAGUCGGCGUAUCAGGAGAAGAUGCAUCACCAAUCUCUUCGUAUGCAGCUGCAGAGUACGAAGAGAUCGAGCGAAAACAGUAUGAGCUCCGCAGCGCCGUAGAGCAACGAAUCUCAACACUGGAACAUGCAUUGAGGCAGCGUGAGGAGGAGCUGGAAGCCGUUCGUAUGCAGUUGCUGAAGACAGAGGAAGACUACAAAUUCAACUACAACCUCAUAAAGGACCGAGAUGCGGCGCUCGCAGAGGCGGCAACACAGGUACAGUCACUUUACAGUGAACUGAAGCGUCACAGGUCAGACGACGCCCUUACAACAAAGCGUUUGGAAGAGUCAGAGCAGCAGGCACAGCGACUGGGGCAGAGGCUUCGUGAGGUGGAGGAGGAAAAGGAGCGAGCGUUGCAGCAGAUGCAGGGGGCUUAUGAACUGAGGGAAAAACAGUUGAAAGAGGAUAUUCAUAACAAGGGUAUUUUAAUGGAGAAGGAGAAGCAGCGACUACAUGAUGAGUACCUAAGACGCUUCAAGGCACUUGAUGACGCUCGAGCAGAGUUGGCGACAAAGGGGCAAAUGUUGGCAACAGAGGUGGAGGAAGGGUGGAGGCAGCAGGUUAAUAGGCUAGAAGCGGAGCUCCGCGCGUCCGUUGAUGCGAUGGAUGCCUUACAGCGUGAGAAGGUAGAAAAUGAAGGUCGUUUGGGUGAGACGUCCAGGGCACUCUCCCUAUUGAAACAAGAGCACGAACUCCUGCAACACCGAUUUCAAUCGAUCACUGCAAGUGCUGCCGAUCAGAAACAAAAAUACGAGCAAAAACUGGCUGAAUGCAGAGCAACUAUGAAUCACGGCAUCACCACGGCUGAAGACACUGUUCGUCAGCAUGUGCAGCGAGUUUCCACACUAGAAGCGGAAUGUGGUCGGCUUCAAAGGGAGCUAACUGAGUUACAAGACCGUUUGCAGACAACACAAUUUCAGCGUGAUGAAGAUACCCGACACUUCAUUAACGAGAACCGGAGGGCCCAGGAGCAGUAUGACCAGGCUGCAGCACAAAUAGAGGAACAGCGCCGCAACAUGGACGAGACGCAACGUCAAUUCGCCUUGCGAUUGCAACAGCUAGAAUGUGAUUUGGGGAUUGCCCUCGAGGCGAAAAAGGAAGCCAUGUGCCGCGUGAGGGAGUACCAGGAUCGGUGUGACGGCCUUCAGAGAGAACACUUGCAACAACACAGCGAAGUGGAGCGUCUUCGGCGGGAGCUGCAGCAGAGUCGUGAAGAAGAGAAAAUCACUGCUGCCCGUGCUCUUGAGGUCCAGCAACUUGCAGAUGAGAAAACGAUUGCUGCUAGCCGUGAUGUGGAGCUUGCACACGCAGAGCUGCAGAUGCAGCAGCGCCGCAUGUUAGAUUCUCAAGAGCGUGCACAAGCGGAGGUGGCGCGGCUCACGCGGGAGUUGCAUGCCAGUGAGGCGGCACGGCACGCUGUUGAAGAGCAGUAUCGCUUAGUGGAGGACGCCAAUGGUCACCGGGCGCUUAUUGAGGCGCUACGAUGCGAUAAAGAAACACUUGAGCGGAAGGUUCUCGAUCUCGAGAGGGCCAACGCAGCAAUACGUGAGCAGGUUUCAUCUUUCGCCAUAGAAUUGCAAAAUGACCCCGCAGUGAAGACUGCAAAGGAGAUGCAGCACCGCGUUCGGGAGCUGCAGGAGGAUUUGCUGCGAGCACGGGAGGACAACGAUCAAUUGCGUAGUACCUUACGCGAGAGAGAGGAAGAGGUGUCCCGUCAUCGAAUAGAGGUGUUGCGUUUGCGCUCAACAGGGGCUGUUUUCUUGGAGCAACAAAACGUAGGCGUGCGCCGACAUCAAACUAGUGAGGUUGCAUGCGGCUGCUUAUCCAGAGGGGACAGCGACCGCCGAAAACAACAACAGCCGCUAUGUGGGAAUAAGAAAAAUAGAUUACCAUCAGAUAAACCAGCUGCACAUGAGGACGAUAGUAGUGAUCGUAGCAGUAGCAGCAAUAGAGGGAGAGGUGCAGGAUUCGGAGGACAGAGGGUGGUGAUGGGAAAACGCCUCGCGCACAAGGACGGAACGCUGGCACGGAAGGUUGAGUCUCUGCGGCACCGGUGCCUGCAACUGGAGCAGGAUGCCAGAGGUUUGCUUCGUGAGCGUGACAAUCUUGCAAAGGAACUGGAACUGACGCGUCGGGAUGUAGACGCACUGACUAGUGAAAAGCAGUCUCUUGUUGAUCUGAACUCAUUGCUGAAGGCCCAGCUCCGCGAAGCGUACCGCACCGCUCUGGAAUGUUCCCAGCAAUGUCGGCGGCGACAAGCAGUUGCGGGCCAGCCACCGGACCCGCGCGCAGAGGCUGUGGAAACCGUCGCCGUGGAGCCCCCUAACCCAGGUAGGCUGUUGACAGCGGGUGAUAUGCCGAACGUCGCCGGCGCGCCGAGGGCAUUAUCGCUCGAUAGUGAGCGUUUUGCCGCACUUGAGGAGGAGUUAACAGCGAUAAAGGCACACAUGCUACACAAGCGCUCCGGGUGUUCACGUACUUCGCGUCACCAGGCAGUUUCUGCCUCACCUGGAAAUCAGAAAAGGCUUCAGGGGAAACCCGGCAAAGAAGAAAGUCACUGUCCUGGUGCAUCGGCAGCGCCUUCAAGUCGAUCCGCAAGUCAAAACAAAGUUACUGUGGUGAAACGGGGGUCGGGGGCAGUACGGCACUAUGGCUACCUGUGA
Molecule: messenger RNA, 2880 nt
Organism: Trypanosoma brucei brucei TREU927
Lineage: Eukaryota; Euglenozoa; Kinetoplastea; Trypanosomatida; Trypanosomatidae
Exons: 1
Coding region: 1-2880 (959 amino acids)
Source: RefSeq, a predicted model, not a curated record